Molecule: messenger RNA, 2019 nt
Organism: Corticium candelabrum
Lineage: Eukaryota; Metazoa; Porifera; Homoscleromorpha; Homosclerophorida; Plakinidae
Product: cingulin-like
Exons: 8
Coding region: 409-1920 (503 amino acids)
Biological process (GO): signal transduction
Molecular function (GO): protein binding
Source: RefSeq, a predicted model, not a curated record
GGACUGGUGAGUGUGUUACAGUCAAGCGUGGAUGUUGUAUGGUCUUUCUUAUAUUGUCUUUUCGCAUUUUCUGUUGCGUUGUUUACUGGAUGAACAUCAGAUGAAACGGGAAGUGGUGAGUCUGUUACAGUUGACUGUUGGUGUUGUGGUCUCACACUAUGUUUUGUAUCUCAUUUAUUCUAACUGGGUGAAUAUCAAAAGUUGUCAGAAUCAGCAGAUGAACAUGAUCAGUCUUCAGGUUCAGAUCACAAUUUAACACAAUCAAGUCAGCAGUUGCAGGACGCUGUUGGUCGAACUGAAUCAAAAGAGAGUACGUCCAAACAAAACCAAGAGAAGGCAGCUGAUCAGGAAUGUGUUGGGGAAGGCAGCAAGAAUUGUGAAGAAUUUUUAAAACAAGUGAUAGAGGACAUGACAGAAGAAAUGGAUUGUCUGAGAGAGGAAAUUGCUGAAGUCACACAACAGAAAGAAAAAGAAAUGAAUUCUGUAAUGAAAGAUAGAGAAAUCUGGGAGGCAAAAAAUGCUCAGCUUCAGAAACGGAUUGAAAAACUGGAGAUAGAAAAGGAAGAAUUGCACGAAGCUCAGUUGCACCUACAGGAGGCAGCUGACCAGGAAAGAGAAGGCAGCAAGAAAUAUGAAGAGUUGGUUAGACAACUGACAGAAGAAGUGGAUCGAGGAAGAGAGGAAAGCAAUGCAACAAGGAGGGAAAUUGCUGAAGUCAUACAACAGAAAGAAAAUGAACUGAAUGAGGCAAUGAAAUGUAGAGAAGUGUUGCAGACAGAAAAUGCUCAGCUGCGAAAACAGAUUGAAAAGCUACAAGAAGAACUAAAGGAAGUUCAGUUACACUCACAGCAUUCAGUUGUUUGUGAUGCGUCCCACAAUGCUGAGCAGCAGGACGUUGAAGCUGACCAACAACAAAGUAGAAUGCUCAAGGAGAGAGAAACUUUACUUGCUGAUUUCAGCAAGCUUCAAACUGAACAUGAAGAUUUAAGGCUACAAUACCAUGACAUAAUUGUGCUGCUGAAAGAGGUGAAGGCAGUAUUUAAAGGAUGUUCUUUUUCACAGGAAAGUAAAGACUAUAGUACACAGCAUUUUCCUAUUCAGGAAAAAUUGGAUGAAUUGAGUAGUGCAGUGGAAACCCUUCAACACCAGCCAAAUCAAGAAGUUAGGAAGCUGCAGUCAUUCAAUUUGCAGCUCCAAAAUGAACUGUGGCAGCAGACAGAAUUGUCAUCGCAAGUGAAAAAGGAGCUCCAACUUCUUAAAAAAGAAUUAGCAGGUAAAGCAACACUGCAAGACGGCCAAAGUCAGAAUCAUCUAGACUUAUUACACAUUCAUGACAGAGUGAAACAGCUGGAAAUGAUGAUGGCAAGUUCUGUGUCAUCAGGUGUUUCUACAGCAAAUGCUGCUGUCAGUGCUGUACAGCUUGACUCUAUGAAAGGUCCCUGUCUUUGGCUGCCAUUGUCUCGUGUAGUGGAAGAUGAUGAUAUUGAAGUGAUUGCACUGGAAGCCAGUAGCAAAUGGAAGCAACUGGGAAGAAACUUGACAUUUCGUCCAGUUGAAGUAGAUGACAUUGUGUCUCAGAUAAAAUACGACAAUCCACGAGAUUCUGAUAGGCUUUUUAUCCUAAUUGAUGAGUGGAGAUCGAAAAUUGGAAGACAGGCGACCCUUGGCAAAUUGCUAGAAGCUUGUCAGAAAGUGGGCAAACAAACAGAAGUGGAAGCUGCACUUAGUAGACGUAGAAAGCUGCCCAAAAUCACAAAUGUAGCGGUUCACUGCACAAGUAGAAUACUGACAGGAGGUGUGACCCACAUAGUGUCCAGUACUAGAGUAGCUGAGGCCAGGAGGUCACCUGUCCGUUUUAGUGUGAAAGAUAUCACUAUGUCCAGCAGACAGGAUGAACAAAAUACUGAUGAUAUUGACUGACCUUUGAGGUACAAUAAACUAGCUUAUACGAAACGUAUUGUGUAUAUGUUAAUUAACUGGAUGCUGUCGUGCUUACAUAGUCAUAUUGCCGCAAAUGAA